AUGGAUUCAAAUGAUCCAAACCCCAGAAAUAGUCAACGUCCUAAAACAACUCCAAAUACUGGAAAUCAUCCAAACCAAAUGAACCCAACUAAUCCCCAACCCAAUCCAAACUUUCUCAAUAUGGAUUCAAAUUAUCCAAAUCCCAAAAAUACUCAACGUCCAAAAACAACUUCAAAUACUGGAAAUCAUCCUAAUCCUCCUCCUCAUCAUCAGUCAAACCAAAUGAGCCCAAAUGAUCCCCAACCCAAUCCUAAUUUUCAAAUUCCCAAUAACUUCUCUCACUAUCCAAACCAUACAAACCCAAAUAAUUUCCAACCUAAUCAAAAUCUUCCAUAUCCAAAUUUCCCACUUUAUCCAAACCAAAGAAAUCCCAAUAAUUUCCAGUCACAUACAAACUUUCCAGAUCCUAAUUUCACACACUAUUCAAACCCAAACAAUUGCCAACCUAAUCAUAAUUUACCCAAUCCAUAUCUCCCUCUUCAUCCAAAUCCAUUUCAACCUAAUCAAAACUUUCCAAGCCAAACAAUUCCGAAUAAUUUCCAUCCUUGUCCAAAUUUUCCACAUCCAAACCAAACCAAUCCAGAUAAUGUCCAACCCAAUGAAAAUUUCAAUUUCCCCCCUAAUUUUCAUACGCGUAUGAAAAAUCCGAACCAAACAAACCCAAAUCGUCCCAAUUUUCCAGACAAUCCGAACCAAAGAAACCCUAAUCGUCCAAAUUUUCGACAGAAUAGAAAGCAGGCUAGUAUUACAAAUCGACAACAGAAUUCAAGCUACAAUACAAAAAUAGUUUCUUCUGGAAAUAGGGAAGAUACCGAAACAUCCCGUCAAGAAUCAGAACCCUCUCAAGAAUCGUCUGAACCAACGAAUCCUGAACAAGAAUGUACUUCUGAAAACAGUGAACUAUCUACUGCUGGUACUCGGAAUAAAGCGUGUGAGAACAGCUUACGCAAUUCAAUUCCAGAUAGUGGUGAACUAACUAAAGUCCUUCUCGGGUGUGUACUCGAGGAUAUGCUUCGGGAAGAGAAUAAUAUUAGUUCUAGUUCUAGUUCUAGUUCUAGUUCUAGUACAGAUUCAUCCCAAUAUAAAAGAAUGAAAUCCGAAUUUAAUGAGCAGAUUCGCCAACUAAGAGAAAAACGCCGGGUUUCACGUCGACAAAUAAUACGAGAUAUUGAGGAUUAUAUGAUGGCAACGCCUAGCUCUGAGGACGAGGAUGGGAACGAAGAUGAAGACGGAGACGAUGAUGAAGACGGGAACGAAGAUGAAGACGGAGACGAUGAUGGGAGCGAAAGCGAGGACAAGGACAAAGAUGGUUCUCCGUAG
Molecule: messenger RNA, 1320 nt
Organism: Spinacia oleracea (spinach)
Lineage: Eukaryota; Viridiplantae; Streptophyta; Magnoliopsida; Caryophyllales; Amaranthaceae
Exons: 1
Coding region: 1-1320 (439 amino acids)
Source: RefSeq, a predicted model, not a curated record